GCUGCUACAGAUGGCGCAACAUGACCUGCGCAACAAGUAGCCGCAGCGGCAUCGUCACCUACCUUGUCCUGCUUCCGUUUCCGGGAGCCUCGCUUGUGUUUUGCUGUUUGCCCGCGAUGGGCGAGGCAGUCAAGCCAUUGCCGCUGGAGUGAUCAGUCGGUCUGUUAAAUGUAACCUUAACCCGCAUUAAACCGUUACCCUACUAUGCGAGUCUUCCUGCGUUCAGCCUAAGCCUCACAUCUGGCGCAGUCGACCCCGAACCUCUGCCAAGCCAUUCAGCCACGGCAGCGCAAGAACGACGGUCAGUACGCCUCUUCAGCGCCGCAUUCGUCAUUGUAGUCGCGCCCUCACGCCGCCGAAGACUCACGCCUGAAGAUACUUCUGCCAUUUUACCGCUCGUCUGUGUUCACUCCGCAUCAGAAGAAAAGCACGGCCGUCAGAUGAAGAGUGCCGUGAAAGUUCACAACUAGCCCGGAACUAACUUGAAUCCCGCGCACAACCUGUGGCUUAGCGCUCACUCGCCUAGUCUCCCGUGCGCCCAGCCUCGCUUUGCGGUGCAUCAUGCCAGGAAUUAUUUGGGAGGAGCUUGACUCAACGACCAUGUCGCGGCUCGGAGUCGACCUUAUCCGCGAUGAAUUGGCCCGACGCGAGUUAGAGAGCACCGGCUCUAAGGAAGAGCUCAUUCAGCGCCUCGAAGCCGACAUUCACCAACGUCGUGAAGCAACGCCACGGUCAAGCGUGGAGAGGGCGGGUACCGCCGGCAACUCAGGCUUGACCCUUGAUACCGCGACGCUCGAAAGUCUGGCACUUCUGUUUCAACAGCUGCCACGCCCCUCGACUACAGUUACCACACUGCCAGACCUGUCGUCAUCGAUUGCGUACUUCGAUCAGUCUCCAGCACAAAAUGUUAAUGUCUGGCUCAAUGACGUCCGCCGGGUACAGCAGCUUGCCGCAUGGGACGACGCCACCACCCGUCUCAUUGCCGCAAGUAAACUGAAAGGCACAGCUCGUAAUUGGCACCUCGCUUUUGGAAAUCACCAUUCAACCUGGGAAACAUGGAGCGCCGCCCUGAAGGAAACAUUUUCAUCGGAGCUGACCCUCAUCGAAUGGCAGGAACGCGUCAUAAAGAUCAGACAGGGCCCAGGUGAGAGCCUACAAGACUACGCUUACGCAAAGCUGCGUGUGGUUGAAAGCUGCCCCGUCACCCUUACCGACGCCCAGAAGAUUGAUUACCUACUACAAGGUCUUCAAGAACCACAUGUCAUUGCGGCCAUCGCGGCUAAUAGGCCGUUAACAGUGCGUGACUUCAUGUCCACGUGCACAAGCCUAGACAAGUGCACUCAACGUGCCCAUGACAGGGCAAGCGUAAAACAGCCGCUGCUUCCACAGAAGCCACCCCCUCGUUCAUUUCAAAGUGGCAAUUCAGGACGUCAGCAAUAUAACUAUCAGCCACCAGCUCCGCCAACAGCUACAACAGCACAGCCAAGACAGCGCAUUUCCGAGUUGCCUAAGGAACAACAGGAACGAAGAUACGAAGCCAUUUCUGCGCAGUAUGGGGCCCCAGCAUUCCGGAGCGGCCAAGACAUCGCACAAGCAACUUGUUACAAGUGCAAAGAGUUAGGGCAUUUGGCGUCGGCAUGUCCCUCGCGUAGCAACAGGGCACCACCGUCAACCAUCCCUGAUGCCCAGCAGCCACGGGCCUUUCACAGUAUGCCUGAAAAACUUGAAGGCUCCCAACAUCAAUGUCCAUUUUUCACGGCGGCUAUUGCAGGAGUCGGAGAACAUGAAGCAUAUCCGGACUCUGGCUCGAACGUGACAUUGAUUUCUAAAGCCAUCCUACCUUCCGCAAUGAUCUUGCCAUGGACUAAUUUCCCUCUUGCCGUCGUUGGAGGUGGUACAGCGCUACCAGUUGGGUCCGCCCUCCUUAAGAUAACUAUUGGCCCUAUCACUGGUGUGGUUGAGGCAGCAGUUUUAGAGAACAACGUCCUACCCCUUAUUCUGGGUGAAGACUGGUUUUUGGCAGCGCGAGCCCGCUUGAUCUUCCAGCCACCAGAGCCCACUCAGCUACAACAUCCAGCCACGGGUGUAACGCUUCUAGCUACUCAGCGUCUGGUCCCGCGAAUGGCCAAUGCCGUCAUUUUAGCCCGCUCAAAACUUUUUGCGCCGGCAGAAGCAACGUUACAAGACUGUCUACAACGAGAACCCUUACCUUCGCCAGAAGAGCCUCCCUGGCAAGUUUUGGCGGUGAAGACAGUGCCGCUGGAAAGCAGCACUGCCACACAAGUCUGCACUACGGUGCCUGUGACCAUCCACCCCGAACUUCCACCAGCCAGCCUAGGCAGCCAGCUCUCCCCUGAACAGCAAACUGUCAUUGCUGACAUACUGGCCAAGAACAAUGCCGUCUUUUCUCGCCAUGAAGAUGACAUCGGUCAUUUUACUGACACUCAGCAUCGCAUUGAUUUGCUGCCCAAUACCGUGCCGUACAGCCGCAGCCCUUACAGAUAUACGCUAGAAGACAGGCAAUUCCUCGAAAGGCAAAUUAAAAAGCUUCUUGCUCAAAAUAUCAUCCUCCCUGCAUCUGGCCCGUGGGCAUUCCCAGUCGUUGUGGUGUCUCGCAGUGGAAAGAAACGCUUGUGUGUGAAUUACAUUCCACUUAAUGAACGUACAAUCAAGGUUGUGCACCCCCUACCUCUGGUGGAUGACAUCAUUCAGGACAUCGCUGGCUGCGCCUACUUCGCCACAAUGGACAUUAAGUGCGCCUACUGGCAAGUCAGCCUGAGACCCCAGGACUAUGAGAAAACCGCAUUCAUCACCCACCACGGAACUUACAUGUGGACCCGAAUGCCAUUCGGAUUAAAGAAUGCGCCUAUCGCAACUCCCCGAAACCAAAAGGAAGUCCUUUCCUGGAUACAGACAGCCAGCUUUUACCGUCGAUUCAUCAAGGGCUUCGCUAAAGUGGUAGCCCCUCUUCAAGCCCUUGUCAAGUCGUCCACAUUUCUGUGGUCCCCAGAAUGCGAAAGUGCCUUCCAAGCUAUUCGCUCAGCCCUUACAAAGCCACCGCUACUUGCUCAUUUCAGUCAAUAUGCAGCAACAACAGUAACCACUGAUGCUUCUGGUGACGCCAUAGGAGCAGUGUUGUCACAAUAUCAGGAUGGCAAAGAACGUGUUAUUGCCUAUGCUAGCCGAUCCCUGACGCUAGACGAACGCAAGCUUCACAGUAACGUGUGGGAAGGCAUCGCAGAAAAAGAUUCCACCCUGCGGAACCUAAGGCCAGACGCGAAAGAAGGUGUGGCCAAGCAGAACGUAAGGUUCCUCAAGAGGGCAGGCGUCCUCUAUAGAAAGUACACCAGUUGA
This is a messenger RNA of Dermacentor albipictus, 3354 nucleotides long. The record is from RefSeq and is a predicted model, not a curated record. Lineage: Eukaryota; Metazoa; Arthropoda; Arachnida; Ixodida; Ixodidae.